CAUUCUCUCUUCCGCCCCCCCGGCGGAAGGGACUUGGAAGGACGUCGACAGAGGUAGGCUUCCAUUGGAACAUUAUCCUCAGCCUCAUCCACAACUCACCUACCGUUGCCCGUUGUAGCUUCCGCCGACAACGGUCGCUUCACGAGAUCCCUCUUCCCUUUCCACCAUCCACCUGCACAAUAUCUCCAGCCCAGUCAGCUCGUAAAUCUCUCCGACCUCGAUUCUUGCCCCCCUACCCUCAAAUCGGCCCUAUCCCUCGAUCAAUCGCAAAAAAAACAAAAAAAAAAACAAAAAAAAACAACACAGACCACCAUGUCGCAUCAUGCUCCUACUUCGCGCCCAAAGCCUCCUCCCCCGGGCAGCGAGGAAGCCUCGACCAUCCUAAAUCUCGGUGAAUUCCAACAUGUAGAUACCCUCACCCUAUCGGAGGCGUCUCUGGUCAUCAAUGCGCUUGUGACGAAGCGGAAGAUGGACCGCAAGAACAUCAACGAAACCGAAAUGUUGACGCAGACUCUCAACUACCUUGAUGCCUUCUCUCGGUUCCGCCAGAAGGAGAAUGUCGAGGCCGUCGAGCGAUUGCUCAGCGCACACAAGCAGCUUGCCAAGUUCGAGCGAGCACAAAUAGGAUCCCUUUGCUGCGAAACCGCGGAGGAAGCAAAGACACUCAUUCCUUCCCUACAAGACAAGAUCAGCGACGAUGACUUGCAAAUACUCCUCGAUGAGAUCAGCAAGCUCCAGAGCCGAUGAUGCGCUCACACUGCUCGAUCCUUAGUCCCUCAAAUUGGCAGUAGCCGAGAGGGACACAUCUACAGCAAACACUCGCGGCGGCACUGGGGAGGCGAACAGGUCUCGUGUUGCCAGCACAUACAGCAAACCGAUGAGAGAAGUGGGAAAUUUUCAAUAUCCGUGGCAGGGCAAAAAGAAGAAGAAAAAUGGAAAGGUCACGAAAACGCUUCUGCACAAGAAGCAUACUGCAUGAUUGGCGUACACAGGAGGGAGGGGAUCAGAAUGUCUUUUUAAGUAUGUGUUGAAUACCAAAAUACCCAUGAAUUCGGCACAAUAAGGCCAUGCACAUGCGUUCUCGCAAACUGGGUCACUCUCACCUAUCUACAGUGGCCAUUAUAGGCGUAACUUAAACAACAGACAGCAUCGACGUCACUUUUUAUUAUUGAUUGGAGUAGAAA
Molecule: messenger RNA, 1184 nt
Organism: Colletotrichum navitas
Lineage: Eukaryota; Fungi; Ascomycota; Sordariomycetes; Glomerellales; Glomerellaceae
Product: RNA polymerase Rpb4
Exons: 3
Coding region: 313-747 (144 amino acids)
Biological process (GO): transcription initiation at RNA polymerase II promoter
Cellular component (GO): RNA polymerase II, core complex
Molecular function (GO): translation initiation factor binding; nucleotide binding
Source: RefSeq, a predicted model, not a curated record